This is a messenger RNA of Lottia gigantea (owl limpet), 1830 nucleotides long. RefSeq lists its product as hypothetical. The transcript is spliced from 4 exons. Gene Ontology annotation, cellular component: nucleus; cytoplasm. Lineage: Eukaryota; Metazoa; Mollusca; Gastropoda; Lottiidae. The record is from RefSeq and is a predicted model, not a curated record. Bases 4 to 609 code for a protein of 201 amino acids.
AAAAUGGCAGAAUUAAAGAUGAAAUCUGCUCUACAGAAAUCAUUUGAUGUUGUGAAUCAGAUAUGUAAAGAAUGGACAAAUACUAAUAUAGAAUGUGAGACAAUUAUCAAGUCAUUAUGUAAUAGGUUAGAACAAUAUGAACACUGUGUCAACACCACCUCAUUAGAAAUACCAUUUCAUGCAAUAUGCCAUGACCUUAUAAAUAAAUUACAGCAUAAAAUUAUUGAAGAUAUAGAUGAAAAAUUAUGUGAAAUGUUACCAAAACUUGAUGAGUAUAAAGAAUGUCAUUCUAAAGUGUCACAACAAUAUCAUAAUGUGAUGAAGAUAUAUAAUAAUAAUAAAACAGAGUUAAACCUGGAGAUAAUGACAAGAUGUAAUAUUGUUUAUCCUACACUAUCACAGAUGAUAGAAUAUUUAUAUGAUAUAGAACAAUCAUUAUAUCAACAGUAUCACUGUAAAAAGUUUAUAGUGGAAGAAAUGAUGUUAUCAAAUACGAUAACAUCAGAUAAUUUACUAUCAUUGUGGCAAAACAAUGAACAUAACCUAAUACAUAACAUCAAGGAUUACCUAUGUUAUACAUCACAAUUUAUACAAGAGAAGAUUUCCUAGCAUCAAUAUGUCCUAUUGGAUGAUAUUGAUGAAGAUAUCCUCUGUGGUUCAAUCUUGAUUAAUAUGCAUGACAAUAAGAGAUAAUCCUCAAUGAGAUUGUGUGGUGUCUAAGAUAAGAAGGGCAAAAGACAAAGAUCAGAUAAAAUCAGUUUAAUAAUUUCAACAAAUAAUUACAAUGAAAAAUGACACACAAAGUGAUUAUUAAUUACAGGGAAACUAAUUAACAUCCAAGACAAUUAUAUUAACUGAUGUUUUAGUCAAACAAUUAAUUGAAUUUAAAGGGAUAGACUGGUUUAUUUUUCAGGUGAAGAAUUACACUAAUCAAUCACCCUAAUUGCUAAUUAUGCCUGAAACGAUAUCUAAACCCUUUUUUUUACCUGGCCACUGAGGAAUCAUUUAAAACAUCAAAUUUCCUAUUAUAAUUGAUAUGAAGCCAGUGUUUUCUCGUGAAUGGUUUCUUAGCGUCUUUUGGGAAGGAAUUCUGAGAAUACGGACAUCCGCAAAAGGUUUUGGUUGCCACGAUAUUUAAAUACUUAUAUAACAGUUAAAGAAUUAUUUUAUGGAUUGUGACUUAACACUUGGAUUUUUCAUGUUGAAACUUUCAUUAAAAGGUAAAGGGCAUCUUCCUCUACAUGUUGGCAUGAAGGAUUAUGUAUUUCAGGAUCAAGACCACCAAAAAAAAACCGGUUUAGCCCUUUUAGUAAAGAACUGAUAUUCAGACAGUAUAGAUCUCCCAAUUACAAGCUACAAAGAAAAACGAGACAUAAAAUAAACUGUUGUCAUUAAAUGACUCCCUGACAGAAGCUUUUGGCCUGCAAUUAUCAUUCACUUAGCAAACAUACAUGAAUAUAGAACUAUUCAGAUGUAUCUGAAGGACUGAAACCUUAAUAACUAAUGUGAAAAAUACACAAAAUAAUAUGAAUUGUGUGCUUAAUGAGUAAAGUCAUUUGAAUAUUUUGCUCUUUCAGCUGAUUUUGAGCUAUACAUACAUUUUUUAGAUCUGAUAUAGAACAUUUGGUUCUAUUACAAUCCAACAAAAACAUACUACAGGAAUUAUCCACACAUUCUUAAUCAAAAGACAUGUGAAAGUAGAAGGCUAAAUGAACUCAAAUCCACUUGGUGUAGCUAGAUUUUGACUCCACAUUUGUUUAAGUCACCUAAUGGAAUACCAAUGUUAUUCGAUCAUCAAAUAUUUAUAUAUAAAUAAAUAAUGCAAAUAAG